Messenger RNA from Oryza brachyantha (malo sina), 740 nucleotides. RefSeq lists its product as uncharacterized. Lineage: Eukaryota; Viridiplantae; Streptophyta; Magnoliopsida; Poales; Poaceae. Bases 92 to 346 code for a protein of 84 amino acids. The transcript has a single exon. The record is from RefSeq and is a predicted model, not a curated record.
GAAACGGUGGGUGGAUUCGCUUCGUCGCGUGAAUAAUAAAAAAAAAUCGAGAGCGGGGAGGAGGAGGAGGAGGGGGGGUUUCGCGGUCGGCAUGGAGAUGGGUAGGGACGUGGAAGGGGCGGGGCAGCAGCAGCAGCAGCGGCGGCUGGCGGUGGUGCACAGCCAGGUGAGGCGGAUCAAGCAGGAGGAAGGCGAGAAGGUGAAGGUGGACGAGACGUACCUGCAGCACCACCAGGUGUCGGAGAUGCGGCUGGCGCUCCGGGACCUGGAGGCGAGGCAGCGGUCGCGCUCGCCGCUCGGGAGGGCGGCGGCACGCCCGGUGAUCUCCAUCGGCGGCGACUCGUGAGGAGGCGCCUCACCCGGCCGCACACGUACGCGACUACGCGCGCGUCGGCCGCCGCCGUCGUCUCCUUGAGUUCUUCUCUCGUCAUGGCUAGACCCGAUUGAACAGCCGAACAGGAGCAGGUGUUUGUUAGGAUCAUUCUCUGGCUGUCCUGCAUACAUUGAUUGGAUUUUUUUUUACGAGGAAAAUUUCAGUUCUUAGGAUGAAUGGAACUUCCAUCUUGGUUAUGUAAAUACUUCAGUUGAUGCCUACUAGUUAUUUUGGAUUAUGGGACCUACUAGUUAUUUUGGACCGUUCAUUUGUGAUGAUAUGUUUCAUCUGUCUUUUACAGUGGAAAACGUAUAAUUUAGAGCAUGCAACUGACAGCGAAUACUUGCUCAUAAUUUACGAUCAACUC